Messenger RNA from Sardina pilchardus (European sardine), 1149 nucleotides. RefSeq names its product zinc-binding protein A33-like. Lineage: Eukaryota; Metazoa; Chordata; Actinopteri; Clupeiformes; Clupeidae. The coding region runs from base 1 to 1023 and encodes 340 amino acids. The transcript has 5 exons. Gene Ontology annotation, biological process: protein ubiquitination. Gene Ontology annotation, cellular component: cytoplasm. Gene Ontology annotation, molecular function: ubiquitin protein ligase activity; protein binding. The record is from RefSeq and is a predicted model, not a curated record.
AUGACCUCCAUCAACUACAUGGGUCACAUCCUGUUGCAAGAUGGCCUGAAGGUCAAGUCUCAGGCAAACUCCACCGAGAGGCAGAUCAAGGAGGAGUUUGAGAAGCUUCACCAGUUCCUGCGUAAUGAAGAGGCAGAAAAGAUAGCUGAACUGAAGUGGGAGGAGAAGCAGAAGAGUGAGAUGAUGAAGAAGGAGAUUGAGAAGAUCAGCAGAGAGAUUGCAUCUCUUUCAGAUGCAAUCAGAUCCACACAAGAUGCAAUGGACACUGAUGACAUCACAUUUCUGAAGCACUACAACAGCACAAUCAAAGGAGCCCAGUGCACUCUGGAUGAUCCAAUAAUGAAUUCAGGAGCUCUGAUUGAUGUGGCAAAACACCUGUUCAACUUUAAGUUCAGAGUCUGGAAGAAGAUGCAGUGUGUGGCUGAAUAUGCUCCUGUAAUGCUGGAUCCCAACACUGCACACCGAAGUCUCAUUGUGUCUGGGGAUCUGAUGAGUGUACAAUACAGUGAAGAGAGGCAACAGCUUCCUCACAACCCAGAGAGAUUUGAUGAGCACCGGAGUGUCCUGGGCUCUGAGGGCUAUACCGCGGGGACACACUACUGGGAUGUGGAGGUUGGAGACAACCCAUGCUGGGAAUUGGGUGUGAUGGCAGACACUGCCAAGGUGAAGGGAAAGGAUGAAGAUGAGUUAAUUAGGCGCUGGAUUAUGUACUAUGCUAAUAAUGAGUACAUGGUACAUUCUGGAGAUGUGUCUCUAAAGCGUGAGAGCGUGAACGAGCCCACCGCUGUCAUCAAAGUGAGCCAGAAACCCAAAAGGAUCAGAGUGCAGCUGAACUUGGACAAAGGAAAGAUUUCAUUCUCCGACCCUGAUUGUAACACAGUGCUGCAUACAUUCUCACACAUGUUUUGGUAUUGGUUUUGGAACUAUGAGCAAAAAGUGUUUCCUUAUUUUAAAACAAGGUCUUCCCUGAAGAUCUCUCCAGUGAGGAGUUCAGCUACGGUUACAGUAGUACUGCAAGUCUGACAUCUGCUCCUGUACUGUACCAAGCAUAAUGCAACAGGGUUGACUCAAAAUGCUUCACAAAUGGAGAUACGUAAAUAAAUACACUAUUAUCAUUAUUAUUAUUAUUAUUACUACUACUAAAUUAUA